This is a messenger RNA of Cotesia congregata, 1308 nucleotides long. Lineage: Eukaryota; Metazoa; Arthropoda; Insecta; Hymenoptera; Braconidae. The record is from the annotation of a GenBank genome assembly.
AUGUGGUUUUUGAAAGGUGAAGACAAUAGUUAUUUGUACAUGCCACUGCGUAGAGAUAAUUACUCAAUUGGAAAACAUAAAUCAGCUGAUUUAAUGUUAACUCAUCCAAGUACGGAUGAUUUUCAUGCGAAGAUUACAAUUGCUGAAAAAACUAAAACUAUUUUCAGAACUUUGUUAAAUUAUGAAAACAGAAAUUAUCCUACAUGUACCAUCACUGAUCUUGAAUCAUCAACUGGAACGUUCCUAGGAAGAAAUGGAAAUUUCAACAAUUUAGAUCCUUGGGAAUCAUGUCAAUUGACGGCUGGUGAUAGAUUAAUAUUUGGCAAAGAUUCAAAUGUUUACGAAGUUAACUUUGAAAAGGCAAUUGUUUGUGUUCCAGAAAAAUGGGAUCGAAGAGAAAAAGUAAUUGCAAAUUUGCAAAAGCUAGGUAUAACAGUGUACAAGAAAUUGAAUUCUCAGUGUACUCACUACGUGCAUCCUGAUGAUACACCUAUAACACAUAGAUAUGCUUCAGCACUAGCACAAGGAGUUUGGAUUACUGGCCCAAACACCCUCGAAAUAGAUGACUAUGGCCGUGUAGUAAAAAGUGCUGGUGGAAAUGUUGAGUUAUAUUGCAAAGUCUCGUUUGAAGACAAGAAAUUAGAUGAGACAUUAUUGUUAGUUAAGCCUUAUGUUAAAGAGAUGACGCUUCAAAAUGGAUCUGUCAUUAAUCUCGACGAUUAUAAUCAAAUUUUAUCAAUGUUGAUAGACAUGAAGAGAAGAGUAAUUAUUAGAUCAGAAAUAACUGCAGCUAUAUUGAAAAAUUCUACCGACUUCUACUGUAAUCAAUUCAUUCCGUUGGACGACGUCACUGGCCGCAAACGUUCUGCUGAAAAAGCUUUAGUUGAAGAAAAAAAUUCUUCAAAAAUCAUUGUCUUAGAUGAUAGUGAUGAUGAUGAAUUUGAACCAGCGGCUCCCAAAAAUACCAAGUUUAAGAAAUUUAAAAACAAUACGGAAAAAUUUCCAGACAUUUUUAAACCACAAUCUUCAGAUUAUAUGAAUAAAUUUACUUCAAAGAAACCAAGCACCAGAAAAAAUCUCCCAGAUCAGGUUACAUGGCUUUCUGCUAGGCCUGGACAACAAUCUAACCCUGUGAUUAAAACUAAGUAUGAUGAAAUGAAACCCUUAUCACCUCCAGAGAGUCCAGCAAAGACUGUAAGCCUUGACAGGAUGAUCACUCUUUCGCACUCGAUUGGAGAUCAUAUCGAAGCUAUUAGAAAAAUACAGGACAAGUUAAACUUUGAUCCAUUUAAACCAAUGUCUAAAUAA